CAUCAUCUUAAGAGCAUCUUCUGAGGAAAGAGCAUCUUAAUCAGCUGCUUUGAAAUAACAAGGGCGCGCAUCCUGAGACGGCAUCCAUUUUUUUCCUUCACAUUUAUUUCCCGAUAUGCAGGGCAUUAUAAUCAAGAUUAUGGAGCAGACACCAUCGUGGAGAAUUCAACGUAUCUUCUUCUCUACUUAUCUAUUUAUUUCUGUCCUAUUUACCCUCCUUUCUCUGGAACCAAGGAGCUGCACCGCUCAACAAACUCAUGAGAGUUCAACGAUGGCGACAGAUACGAUGUCCACUGGUAAUGACCACAUGAUGAUGGAUUCGAUGACGGAGAUGACAUCAGACAUGAUGGCUACUGAUGGGCAGCGCCCGAUGAUGACAUCGGAAAUGAUGCACAGCGACGAAAACACGAUGACGACAAUGAUGAUGACCGCUGACGAUCAGCACAUGAUGUCGACAGAAGAAAUGACGAGCGACAGUGAUCCUAUGAUGACAAUGACAACAAUGACAGCAACUGAGGAGACCGAAGAUGAUGACCACAAUUUGUCUGGAAUUACUGCCAUUAAUGUGCAUCAUACGAUGGCGACGGAUGAGACGAUGAACACAAUGAUGCACAGUAAUAUGACAAUGGAUGAGGAAAUAAAUGAUACAUCAAAUACGACUAUGCCGCCAUCGAUGACCAUGGAGAUGACCACAGGAACAAUGACCGAAGAACCGGGAGCCCAUAUUAUGAAUGAAAGUAUGACGAUUAGGAUGAACAUGGAUAAUAUGACUCACCAAGACCAGCAUGGGCAUUCCAGUAUGACAACAAUGGGUAUGACGUCGACUCCCAGAAUUCAUCAUUCAUCACCUGCGAUGGCGCUAACUUGUUUCUCAUGUCAGACCACAUCGAUGACAUCCGUAUGUUACGACAUGCAGAACGACACGUCGCCUGUCGUCACAUGUGCUGCUGGUGAAAUGUGCGGGACCGUACGAUAUGAUCAAGGAUUCGGUACCAACCUUGUCAAUAUAUCAAGGAUGUGCUUUUCUGGAAGCUGUCCCAACACGAAAGUUGAUGACAUGGCUUGUGAGAUGUCUCAUCCACCGCAUCGCCGAUGCGUUCAGUGCUGCUCAGAACAUAGGUGUAACCGGCAUGUCAAUAGCAAGGGUGUUUCUUCAAUCGUCGACUCCAAAAUGGCGUCUAUUGUCGGUGGUCUGUUGUUAUCUGUAUCAGUUACUUUAACUGAAACCUUAUAUAAAGAUUAUCCUUUUUAAGACGUUUGAUUUAUGAUUCCCCAGUACUACUUGAUUAUACAUGAAGUUCAUCCCUUUACAUAAACCUAAUAAAACCUUGCAAAUUAUCAUCUCUAUGAUACCAUGCCUUUCAAUACUACGAAGUGCGUUAACAAAUAAGGGUUUCCCUUUAUAAACUAGAUUUUUUUAUCAAAUAACAAAAAAAUAUCAAAUUCUUGAGUAAUAUCCAACACAUGUUGCUGCAUUAUCUUUUAUUCUGUUUUCAUAUAAAUUAUUCCGAGGACGGGGGAGGUAAGGUAGUGCCUACCCGGUUUAAAAUUUAAAAUCCAUACAUGUAUAUUGAUUAUACACUGUAAAAUUGAAGUGCUAAUUUAGCAAUUACAGGGCUUGUAUGGUGACUGCAUUACGGGUGCUGAUUUUCUAGAAGGUUUCAUUUGCCUUUUUUCUGAUAAUUCUGAACCGCCCUUUUGCCCUCACUGAUUAAAUCAACAUAAAACAGUCAGGAAACUCGGAUAGACCGAAUAUUAUGGGCAUUCGAGACUAUUAACCAAAUUAUAAAAUGAGUGAAUCAAGAUUUCAGGGGCCAUCCUAUCUUACAGUAUUUUCAAGGAGAUAUUCCACAUAGGUGUGCGAAUCCGAAUUGGUCGACUAUCAUGUAGAAUUAAUCUAUAGAUGCAUUUUUACACUAAUUUAUGAGGGGAAAAUGAAAGAUUCGACACACAAGUAAAAUAACAGUAUGUUUAAAACCUAAUAAAAAAAUUUCAUUGGCACCAUAAUUUGUUAAGAGUAACGAAAAUUGAUAUGACUUAUUAGAUGGGCAUAAUGGCUUAAUGAUCAGACUGGGAGAAAAAUAAUAAGUAGAAGUCUCAUGCAAUACUAUUAAUCGUGAAUGGCUUAAAUAUUCUGGUGCCUCGAUCUAAAACCGCUUUAAGAUGCCUUAUAACGACGAACAAAAUAUGUUCUCUUUACGUUCUGUUUCUUUUUUUUUUCUUUAUUGUUUUCCCCUUUAUCACUCUUUCUAUUUGUUUUGUUGAGUCUUCAUAUAUCUUAACUACGUUUUUUACUUUGUCCUGUAUUAUUUUAGUCUGAGUCGUAUCGUUAUGCUUGUUUUAUUUUGUAUUUCUAUGUAGUUAUCUUGUUUUAGAUAUUUUUUUAGUAUUAUUUAAGUCUCUUUAUCGGUAGGAUGCGGUAGGUAGGAUGCGAAAGCUUAUGUAGUAUGCCUAGCAAUUGAGUCUUGGAACUCUUGUUGGAAUGCUCCCCAGGGAGUUGAGAAGGUGCAUACAUUGUAUGCGGGCAUGCAAGGAUCCGAUGACCAGGGUAAUAAUAUAUCUGUAAAGCGCUUAGAGACGUCGUUCCGAUGUGUUAAGCGCUAUAUAAAUGCGGAAUAUUAUUAUUAUUAUUAUUUAUAUUUAUUAACAUGACAAUGUGGAAUAUGUGCAUUUGAUUUCUGGGUAAAGAAUAAUGCAUGCACUUCAUAGAGUAUUUUAAGACUCGGGCACUAGGUACCCGAGCAAAAUAAUGUGUAUUUUAUGUUUUAAAAGACAGUGAUAUGAGUCAUUGUUAUCUAAUAGACCAUCAUCGUCAUCUCAAACCAUGACCGAUCGAUAGAAUUGGUCAUUAAUAGUAGACAUUAGCAAAUUUGUCUCUAUAAUAGAUAACUGGUCACGUGAUGGAUUUCAGCCAAUCAUUCGAUUAGGAUGCAUAUCACCAUUUUACAAGAUAUGACAAAUAUUUCCAUUGUUGUUUAAUUUAUCUUUUAUCUAUUAGUUGUAUGAUUUUCUUGUUCAGUAUUUACUGUAAUCUGCUUCGUGAAUUAAAUUGAAUUUACUAUAUAGAACGUCACUGGCAUUCGCCAAUAUUUUGUUCAAAACAAGAAGUACAAAAUAAUAAAAAAACAAAUAUACAAAUUCAAGGAAUAUAAGCAGAUAAACAAAAACAAAAUAGUAUUUCGUCAAAAAGAGAAACAACUUAUGUCUACUUAUAAAUAGUAAAUAAUAGAAGGGAGUGAUUAGCAUGCGUGUUAUCAACUGGAUUAUAUCGAAAAUUAGAUGUGCAAUCUAUUUCUUGGUGAAGAAUGAUGGAAUGAUGAUGAGUAAAAUAUUUCAAGUCUCAAGAUCUUAUUCACUGAGGUUGUAGCACCAUUUAUGCGAUAAUAUUUUAGUGUCUCAUCAAAUAACAGGUCUGUAGAUUAUGUAAUGAAUAACUUGAACACUAUAAUAUUACUAUUCAUUUUCUUAUUUUCCAUUUUUUUUUCAAUUUCUUUAUUCUUAACUUGCACUUUAGGUUGUGAUGGUAGUAGUAUUAUAAUUUAUGAUUGUAAUCAUUUUUGUCUAUAUUUUGUGUUUCACUUUCUACUUCAUCGUAUUUAUUUCAAUUGACAUGGAAACGUGGAACACUCUUAAAGAUUCCCAAUAACGCAGCGCAGAUAGUAGCCAUUUGAUGCCCUAUCCGGAAUUUGAGAAUGAAUAAAAUGUGCAAUAUAAUUAACUUAGUUCAUCGAUAUUGAUAUGCAAUCUAUAUUGAUAUAAUUCAAAUAAUGCCUUAGCCCUGUUUCACUAAUAUGUCCGAUAACUGGUUUUUAACGCUUUGAUACAGAAUGAACAAUGUCACUAUUUCAAAAUGUGCCCUUAAUCAAGGCAUUUUAAUCGGACAUGUCGGAAUUAUAUAGAUUGUUGGAAUUUGGGUUCUUCUCGAUACCAGAAUUUGUUAUUAAUUGUUUUCAUUAUACCUUGUGCAUUGACGUCUUAGCGCCCCCCCCCCCCCCAUCUAUUAAUAGAGGCUGAAUCCAUUCCGUUUACGCAUAUUCUUAUAUCCUCUGAGGGAGGGCGCUAUGCGAUUAUGACGUCACAUGCAUAAAGUCUAUAGUAAUUUGAUCAAUGACAACUCUUUGUGAGACGUGGACACUAUUAGCUUGGUUAGUGUUACUGUAUAGUAAUGAGAAUGUGGCGUCCAUCUUGCGACAAUGCUCAACAUUCAAGCACAAGGGGUUUAAGAUUGUUUUCUUUGGUAGGCUUAACGGGGUUUUUCAAGGUGUUUUAUUUAUUUAUAUCGUAUAUUGUUUGAAUUGAUCAACAUUUGUUUUUUCUUUGUCAUUACGUCAUAGUAGAUUUUUAUUAAACACUAGUUUUGUAAGUCUUCAAA
Molecule: messenger RNA, 4372 nt
Organism: Lytechinus pictus (painted urchin)
Lineage: Eukaryota; Metazoa; Echinodermata; Echinoidea; Temnopleuroida; Toxopneustidae
Exons: 7
Coding region: 116-1252 (378 amino acids)
Source: RefSeq, a predicted model, not a curated record